Molecule: messenger RNA, 258 nt
Organism: Cadophora gregata
Lineage: Eukaryota; Fungi; Ascomycota; Leotiomycetes; Helotiales; Ploettnerulaceae
Exons: 2
Coding region: 1-258 (85 amino acids)
Source: RefSeq, a predicted model, not a curated record
AUGAUAUUUGAGAAAACCGCAAAGGGAGACAAAGACUUGAAGAAGUGUUUUGAACUCAUCGACAUUGAGAUCGAGGAAAAAUCCUUCUUCGAUAAAAACGUCAGCGACGUCAAAAUUAGCAAAAGAGAGGAUGCUGUGGAGGAGCCCGACUUCGAGUCUGAUCCAGAGCCUCGACCAGGGAUGGAGGAGGCCAACCUAGGCUACUCUCACGUCCCUUACAAGAAGCCUGCCCUUAGGUGGAGUGCAUUCAAACGAUAG